AUGGCUUUUAACCUUAAGCUCUUUAUGUUCAUUGGUUUCUUGGCAUGCAGCAGCUUGGACUGCUACGAGGCCGAGGCACGACCAUUGGCCUCAAUCUCAACCCUUAUGGCUCGCUUAAAAUUGGAAGGAGAGUCACCAAAUUGCUGGGACUCUUUGGUGCAACUACAAGCAUGUUCUGGGGAGAUUAUUCUUUUCUUCCUUAAUGGUGAGACUCAACUUGGUCAUAGCUGUUGCCAAGCUUUGAGGACCAUUCGUGAACAUUGCUGGCCUAAUAUGAUUGAUACAUUGGGCUUUACCACUGAAGAGGGCCAAAUUCUUGAAGGCUACUGCGAGGAAGCUGCCGAUUCCACUACUCCAUCGCCAUCAGCACCAUCUGUAGUGCCUGUUAAGGUUGUUCCAAGCCAGACUUUGGUUCCCUGA
Dovyalis caffra is the source of this 420-nucleotide messenger RNA. NCBI's taxonomy places the organism in Eukaryota, Viridiplantae, Streptophyta, Magnoliopsida, Malpighiales, Salicaceae. The record is from the annotation of a GenBank genome assembly.